This is a messenger RNA of Porites lobata, 4452 nucleotides long. The record is from the annotation of a GenBank genome assembly. Lineage: Eukaryota; Metazoa; Cnidaria; Anthozoa; Scleractinia; Poritidae.
AAAGAAAUAAUCAUCAACAUUGUUGCUCACAACGACGAAACCAGACAGGCCAAGAUCACUGGAGAUGGGAAUACAAAACAAUAUAAGGUCCAAAUAGACGGGGCUAGUUUACAACAGGAUGAUAAAUAUCAAUUCCAGUCACAACAGAAAUCGAUCAAGCAAGUGACGGUCACUUCAACCGCCAGUCACAUUUGUGUGAAUGCUCUUGUCAUAGACACAAUAAUCGUCGUGGACCAGCCAACGGAUUUCAAGACCACUUGUCCGACUCCGUCCCCUGAUGCCGUCUUAGAGCGUCCCUGCAAACAAUUCGGGGUCUCAAUUGAUGUUUCAAGGCUUUUUGUUUGUCCCGAGAGGCUUAAGGACUUGCUUCUUAAGCAAAAAAUAGUCACAGCUACCCCAGGAUCACAAGCAACAGAUGGAGAGCCUCCCACGUAUGAUAUUACGAACGAUAUGCUCCAAGCAUCAUCUGCCAUUGCUGCGGGCUUAACUGAAGGAACCGGUACUAUUACCGAAGCACGACAAAAGUACAGAGAGGCUAGCAAAGCUAGCCCCCUGAAAAAACUGGGGACACUUGCAACAACGUUUGAAACAGCUUCGUCGUUUAUCAGCGCUAUAGCUCCCGUGUUUAGCAUCUUCAGCGGAAUAGCUUCCAUUGCGACAACGUUCUUGACUCCAAAUCCUUUUGAUGAGCUGGCAAAGUACUUGGACCAAGAGUUCAAACAGAUACACAAUCGACUCACAGACAUACAGGCCGACAUAGCUGACCUGGGCCGCCUAAUUGAGGCUAAAGGAGGAGUCUUAGCGAUGACAGAGCAACUUAGCGCUAUACGGUAUACCAUUAGAAACUAUGGUGUCCUGGUAGAUGCAAUGUCAAAAAAACCGGUCUGUGGAGCAAGAGAACUAUCGAAAAUGCCAGAGGUGGAAAGAUUCAUCAAACAAUAUGAAUACGGUGAGCACUUAACUAACUGCAACGAUCAGUUGUAUCUUGUUUUCAAGGACCUUCUGCUGAAAAGAAGGCUUGUUUACAGUUAUCAAUUUUGGGCUUCUAAGGAGGUAUGGUUACUGACCACGCCCGCUUAGAUGGGUUUCGCUCCGUUACAAUAUUGGAGGGUCUCAAUGGGGUGGUGGCUCUUACGGUUAUCGGCUAAAAUUUUGGCUCUUUUACGGCUAUCGGUUAAUUUUUUUCGGUUACGGUUAACGAAAAGUUAUAAAUUAAUUUCUUUUGUUUCAAAGAGUUAAAAAAUUAAUAACCCUUAUUUUUUUAAAAUAAAUGUCUUAGGAUCAUCUUGGGAUGAAAUGUUGUUCUUUUGAAAAUUUUUAACAUUUCAUAAAUCAUGCUUUUAAGGAAUUCCACUUCUAAUAUCAUUUUACGCAUGUAUGUAUGUAUGUAUGUAUGUAAAUCUUUAUUUAAACACGGGAAAUCAUCAGUUAAGCUUAAGUUAAAAACUAAAACUAAUUACAACUGCUUUACAUGAUUGCCGUGUGGGAAUCCGAUAUAUCAGCUACCUUCUUGAUAUUUCGCUUAAAAUGCUCAACGGAUGCAGCAUUUUUUAAGUUUUGGGGCAAGUUAUUCUAUAACAUGGCCCCGCUGUAAGAGAAGCUUCGUUUCAAAUAAUUGGUGCUUGGUUUGGACAGGGUCAGCCUUCCCUUAGAGUUUCUUAAGUUGUAAGCAGAGUGACGAUGAGAGAAAAGACUUUGUAAAUAUUCCGGAGCAAGGUCAUUCAUAGUUUUAUACAUCAUUAAGGCUUUUUGUUUCUUUCGUCGAAGAGAUAGCCUCUCCCAGCUGAGGGUGGAGAGAAGGUGGUUUGAGCUCGCAUCAAAGGGUGAUUUAGUAAUAACUCUGGCUGCACGAUUCGGUAAUUUUUGGAGCUUAUCACUCAAGUAACCACUCAAACAGUCCCAGACGGGGCUGCAGUAAUCAAAAGGAGGCAUAAUUAAAGCGUUAUAAAUUUGAAUUGCAGUUUCUUUGGAUACAAAGGGCUGCACACGUUUUAUGGCGCCUAUAGCUGAAGAGACUUUCUUGCAAAUCUCUUCAACGUGUUUACCCCAAGAGAGUUGAGCAUCUAUGGUAAGACCCAAGGAUUUGGUAUGAUCGACUCUCUUGAUAAUUUGGUCAUCAAUUCUCAUUUCUACAUCGUCACAUUGGGCAGAUAGUCUUUGUCUUGAUCCAAUAAUCAUUAGCUCUGUUUUAGCAACAUUUAGACUAGCUUCUUAGCUUUCAGUCAACAGCUAAGGUUAUUUAAUUCAGGGAUUAGAGCUAGCUUAAGCUCUGUUAACGUCUUAGCAGAUAACGUAAGGUUGGUGUCAUCGGCAAACAUUCUUGGUACGGCGCCCCGCAGGGAGUUGGGAAGAUCAUUAAUGUAAAUUAAAAAUAGCAAAGGACCCAAUAUGCUACCCUGCGGCACGCCGCAACUGACGGUACCGGCAGAUGAUAGUUUGCCACUGACAUUACAUAGAAAUGUUAACUUCGAAAAAGUUUGUCAUCUUUUGCAUCUUGGCGUGAUUUCCUGUUCUUCAGGGGCUAGUGAUUCGUUCUUGCCGCCGCUUUGUAUUUGCUACCCUCUUCUCUUUUUACUACCACGAUAGGGUCUUUACCCCACUGAAGAACAGAUUGUACAACAUGAACUAAAAAAGAACAACCAUACAGACUGAGACUCGAACAUUUCUGUGACCCUCACAUUUACAAGUGUUGGGAUAUCAAGCCGAGAAGUACGCGGCUUUGAAGAUCUUUGCCGCAGGAGAGUUUUCUCAUUCUCUUAAAAUGACAUGAACUCUUUGUUUAAAAUAGAAACAAAAGGUUAAUAUAAGCUAUUGCCAGUCAACUAAAAUUUAUCAGCCACGCGAAAAGGACCAUUCCUAAUAAAAGACAUAUAACAGUUUAUGAAUAGAAUCUUCAAUGCAAAACUAGCAGAAGCGUGAACGUAAAGACUCAAAGUAGCCGUGAAAUAAGAAACGCCGGCGUUCUAAGUGAGUUUAGCACCUUCCUCAAAACUAUCAAACCUAAGGAGCAAAAUGUUUUUUACGGUUAACUCUUUUUACCCUAUUUAUGGCUACCGGUUAAAAUUUUUCAGUUGUUACGGCUAUCGACUAAAUUUUGGGACGUUUUACGCCUAUGGGUUAAGCCCAUUGAGACCCUCAUAUAGGGAUGAAUGGACACUGAACGAUCUCGAUCUGAGUAAGAAAUAGGAAACAAAAUUUGAGAAUUAUGCUUUUGUGCGUCACCCUCAAAACAGUAGCAUUAUGUCAAAAAUUAUGCUCGAAAAGUAGCACUAUGCUCGGCUGAUCUUGGUUUUAAUUGAUGCCCUUUUCCAUUCCUGCAGUCAAAAAAAUACCUCCGUACUAAUUCAGAAAUACAGCAUCUUAGUGCAUCAUUUGCUGGCAGCCACGAUGCCUAGGAAACUGGCAAGCCUUGACAGUCUUGCAGUCGAUCGCGACAUUUAAUAGGUUCCUAAUAGUUAAGUGAGAAACAGCUACAAAAAAUACACAGCUGGUACCUGCCGACAAUUAAACCUCUAACCUCGGAGAGGUUUAAUAACCUUGAAUUAUCUUUUGUGUAAUUACUGCUCUUUUCUUCUAGAUUCCGUAGAUAAUGUUCUCUUGGAUCUCUAUGGGGUAGAGUUUGGUGAACUGCCAGAAGCAACCUCUCUUCUAAGACCAUACAUGCUGGCUUAUUGCCACGGCAAGAAGCACCUCGUUGAGAAAUUAGCUGACGAGUUAACCUACUAUGGUUAUGCAGGUCUGCAAUGCCACUUCACGUACCACACUCUUGCUACUGCGACCAAGGGCUUAAAAAGCGAUCUUACAAUUGAAGCGGACGAUGUUUGGAUGACCAAGCUGUACAAAUUUGCCAAGAAAGCGAACGCUUUUAGAGAGGCUUCGUUGUCGAAGCCAGGUCGGGCACUAAAUUUUGAUCUGGAAGACGAGCUUUUGAUGAGAAUAUCACAAGAUGAGACAAAGGUUUUGGAUUGGUUAAAAAACAGAAUCACCAACGCCAACGACUGGCCUUAUCAGUGUUUUAUGAAAGAGGCUAACGGAAGGGAGCAAAGAAACACUCUGUAUUUACUUUAUCAAAAAAUAGACAGCGCUGAGGAUUUUAGUUCGCAAACCGCCGAACAGUUUUUGAGCUCUGAACCAUGGUCUGGUGGCCUGAAUGAUGUGGAGUUUGCCUCGAGGGAAGUGUACAUUAGAACACCGACGGAGGUUACAGCCAAGGGACAUCCUUAUCGUGAAGGGCAGGGAUGUACAAAACCAGCAACGGAUAUCGGGAUAUUCGUAAGCUACUGUCCUAACCCUGCUAGCUGUAAUGUGAAGAAGAAGGUGUGGGUAGCUUGGAAAAAGUUCUCUAUCUGCUUCUACCGAGAAGGAACUUGGUCGCCAGGUCGUUUCAUGGGGCACGGGAAAAAAAUGAUAUGGAUCCCCGAGACAAUGCUGAAAACAGCAGAACGUUUUUAA